Messenger RNA from Adineta steineri, 666 nucleotides. The record is from the annotation of a GenBank genome assembly. NCBI's taxonomy places the organism in Eukaryota, Metazoa, Rotifera, Eurotatoria, Adinetida, Adinetidae.
AUGGAUAAUGAUUUGGAUUUAAAAUUUUUAGCUAUUGGCGAUUCGGGCGUUGGAAAAACAUGCUUACUCAAUCGAUAUGUUGAAGGAAAUUAUAAUGAAAAAUUAGCGCCAACUGUUGGUAUAGAUAUUCGAGAUAAAACUUUAUUGUAUAAAUCGAAUAAAACAAAUAAAUCAUAUAAUAUACAUUUACAAUUAUGGGAUACAGCUGGUCAAGAACGUUUUCGUAGUCUUACUGCAUCAUUUUUUCGUGAUGCUAUUGGAUUUUUACUUGUAUUUGAUUUAUCAAAUGAAACUUCAUUUAUUAGUGUACGUAAUUGGAUAACGGAAAUCCAAGCAAAUGCUUAUUCUGAAAAUGUUGAUAUGAUACUUGUUGGUAAUAAAUGUGAUUUAGAAAGUCAACGUAUAAUCAGUAAAGCUCGUGCACUUGAAUUUGCUGCACAAAAUCAUGUUGAUUAUAUUGAAACAAGUGCAUUACAAAAUAUAAAUGUUGGAGAAUCAAUUGAAUUAUUACUUGAUUCAGUUAUGGAUCGUUUAGAACAAAAUCAUAGUUUAAACACACCAAAACAAUCUACAUUGAAACCAUCAUCUACUGAUCAAAUAACACAACAAAUGUUAGAAAAUCAUACACAAAAGAAACCAAAUGUAUCCUAUUGUUGUUCUUAUUAA